AUGAAAAAGGCCUUCAAUGGGAAACAAGAAUUUGGAGAGCGUCCAAAGAUCAUGCCUGGUGUAGAGGUGUUUGAGAAGAUAAAAGAUAUCCAGAUCACAUUUGGGAAGAAACAUCGAAAUUUUCUUUCUAAGCAAGGGUUUAAGAAGUGUUCAAAAUUGUGGAGCUUGCCAUAUUGGAGAUUUCUUUUCGUGAGACAUUCUCUUGAUGUGAUGCAUAUUGAGAAGAAUGUGUGUGAUAGUCUAAUUGGUACAUUAUUGAACAUCCCUGGGAAGACUAAAGAUGGCCCGAAAUCUAGAGCUGACUUAGAGACACUUGGGAUCAGACAGGAACUCCAUGUUGUUGAGAAGGAGAGUGGUCGAAAAUACUUGCCUCCUGCUGCGUAUACACUGUCUAGGAAAGAGAAAAUCGAGUUAUGUGAGAGCUUGGCAGGAGUUAAAGUGCCACAGGUGUAUUCUUCUAACAUUCGUAGCCUUGUAAACAUGGAUACCUUGAAGCUUGUGGGCCUUAAGUCUCAUGAUUGUCAUGUCCUAAUGCAACAAUUAUUACCCGUGGCUAUUCGUUCAAUUUUGCCUAAAAAUGUUCGACAUGCCAUUAUCAGACUUUGUUUGUUUUUUAAUGCAAUUUAUAGUAAAGUCAUUGAUCCUAAAGAUUUGAAAGCUUUGGAGGAAGAUAUUAUUAUAAUUUUAUGCCAAUUAGAGAUGUACUUUGCUCCAUCGUUUUUCGAUAUCAUGGUUCAUUUGACGGUUCACCUAGUAAGAGAGAUAAGAUAUUGUGGUCCUGUAUAUUUGAGAGUUCAAUGGGCUUUUGAAAGGCAAAUGAGAACGUACCAGGGAUAUGUUACAAAUGCUUAUCGGCCUGAGGGUUGUAUUGCCGAAAAACUUUUCUACGAAGAAGUAGUCGCAUAUGUUAGUGAAUUUAUGGUAAAUGCAAUGAAGAUAGGACUUCCUGUAUCUCGGCAUAGUGGAAGAAUGGAUGGUCAUGGGACCCUAGGUCGUAAACAACUUGAUAUGUCUUAUGAAAACUGGCACAAGGCACAUUCAUAUAUUCUGCAUAAUGAGGAUGAAGUUGCACCAUAUGUCGAAAGACACAUGAGACACUUGAGGAAGUACAAUCCAAGGGCGAAUCCGAAAUCCUUAGCUGAAAAACAAAGCAAGUCAUUCAUUGUUUGGUUCAAAGAUGAAGUAAUCAGGGAACUUGAGGACCCUUCAGUAGUAGUUUCUGAUCGAGUUAAGAGUUUAGCAUUUGGACCCAACUUUAGUGCAACUUACUAUUCUGGAUAUGUUAUUAAUGGCUGCACUUUUUACACCAGGUUUCAAGAUGAUAUUAGUACUAUGCAAAACAGUGGGGUUACUUUGGAAUCUGAAGUUUUUCAUUUUGCUAGUGCGAAAGAUAAGAAUCCGGUUUGUGCUACAAUGCGAUACUAUGGAGUCAUUGAAGAGAUUUGGGAGUUGCAUUACUCUAAGUUUUCGAUUCCUGUUUUCAAAUGCCAAUGGUUUGACAGUAACGGAGUUGUAGAAAGUAGCUUAGGGCAAAUAUUUGUCAAUCUUAAAAAGACCGGUCACAAAGAGGAUCCUUUUAUAUUAGCUAAUCAAGCUAGGCAGAUUUUUUAUAUGAAUGACCCCUCUGAUAAGAGAAUGGCAGCAGUCAUCACACCAAGGUCUCGAGUUGCCUUCUUUUCCAUCGAUGCCACUGGUGAUUGUUUAGAUGAUACUAUGUUGGAGGCUAGUUCUUUGGGAAGAAGAAAUGUACAAGUUUGGGGUGAUGAUGAUGAUGAUAAUGCUGAUGAUUCCUCGAUGUAUGUGAGAGAUGACCAUAACGAGGGUACAUGGGUUGAAGAACAAAAGAAUAGCAAGGGAGUCAAGCUAAAGCGAAAGCGAAAGCGUUCUAAUUAA
This is a messenger RNA of Spinacia oleracea (spinach), 1893 nucleotides long. RefSeq lists its product as uncharacterized. The transcript has a single exon. The record is from RefSeq and is a predicted model, not a curated record. Bases 1 to 1893 code for a protein of 630 amino acids. NCBI's taxonomy places the organism in Eukaryota, Viridiplantae, Streptophyta, Magnoliopsida, Caryophyllales, Amaranthaceae.